AGGAUGGAUUUUUGUGUAGAAAAUGAUUUUUCUGUCGACCGGUAUGCCGGCAAUUUCCCGAGCAUGGAUGCUACUUCCCAGGAGAUGAUUUCCCGAAUGAAAGACCAAGUUAGACAGACGGCCUGCGAAGAAAUCCGAAGAAGUUUAGCGGCGUGUUCUGAGAGAUGUUUGUUUCAUGCGUCCAAGUGGCUCAUUGAGCUGUACGAUGCCAUGAUAAAUGCAGAAGACGACGAGCUGGAGGACUUCGGCGAAGAAACCACGUUUUUCGACUACGAAUACGAGCAGUAUUGCAACUUGUUGCUGGCCAGAGCGUGUUUCAACGAAGGAGAGUACGCGAGAGCCGCCUUUUUCACGCAGGAUUGCCAGGAACCCGUCGGAUUGUUUAUCCACUUCUACGCAUCGUAUCUCCAGCUCGAGCAAACACGGUUGGACAAUACGGUGGACGUAUUGGAUCCCAAAGAACCGAAACCGAAAGAACCCUGUCCCGAG
Molecule: messenger RNA, 489 nt
Organism: Notodromas monacha
Lineage: Eukaryota; Metazoa; Arthropoda; Ostracoda; Podocopida; Cyprididae
Source: the annotation of a GenBank genome assembly